AUGUCUUUCUCGGGUGUUAAAGUUGCUCCAGAAUGUUUGGAAGCCUUCCAAGAGCUCAAGUUGGGCAAGAACCUUCGUUAUAUUGUUUUCAAGAUGAAUGACACUAAGACCGAAAUUAUUGUUGACAAAAAGAGCACCGAUAAGGACUUUGACACUUUCCUUGGUGAAUUGCCCGAACAAGACUGCCGCUAUGCCGUCUACGACUUCGAGUACAACUUGGGUGAAGGUCUUCGUAAUAAGAUUGUUUUCAUCAGUUGGUCUCCUGAUGUCUCUCCCAUCAAGUCCAAGAUGGUUUACUCUUCCUCCAAGGAUACUCUCCGUCGUGCCUUUACUGGUAUCACCACCGAUAUUCAAGGCACUGAUUUCUCUGAGGUUUCUCAUGAAGCAGUCAUGGAAAAGGUUACUCGUAAGUAA
This is a messenger RNA of Schizosaccharomyces osmophilus, 414 nucleotides long. RefSeq names its product actin depolymerizing factor, cofilin (gene adf1). The record is from RefSeq and is a predicted model, not a curated record. The transcript has 3 exons. Gene Ontology annotation, biological process: actin filament depolymerization; cell motility; actin filament severing. Gene Ontology annotation, molecular function: actin filament binding. NCBI's taxonomy places the organism in Eukaryota, Fungi, Ascomycota, Schizosaccharomycetes, Schizosaccharomycetales, Schizosaccharomycetaceae. Gene Ontology annotation, cellular component: cytoplasm; actin cortical patch; actin cytoskeleton. The coding region runs from base 1 to 414 and encodes 137 amino acids.